AUGUGUGCCAGUCCUGCUGCGGCCAACGAGGCGCCGCUCGUCGAGGGGCAGCACGCCGUCCUCUCCGCGGCAAUGACCAACGCGAGGCGAGCUCGGAUGUGCGCCGAGGCGGACGCGAUGCUGCUGGCCAACCGCCUGGCCCGGCUGGAGGCGGAGGAGCUGCGCGCGAUCAAGCGCAUCGAGGAGACGCACCGGAGGACGCAGGAGAUUCUCGCGAUCAAGGCGCGCCACCAGCAGUCCGACUAUGAGAAGCAGCUCUCACGGCUUGGGCAGGAUGAGGCGGUCGAGAGGCACAAGCACGCCCUCCUCGAGGCAAAGGAGCAGCAGCGGGCGGCGGUGGUCGCCGCGCGAGAGGCACAGACCGCAGCCAGAUCGAUCUCGGCGAGCGAGGCGAGACGUGCAAACGAAGCGAACGCGGUGGCCAUCGCCCGCGCUCGCACAGCGGAGCGCGCCGCCGCCGCCGCCCGCCGCAACAGCGUCAAGGAGGAGAAGGAGGCGGCGCGGCGCCGGCGCGAGCAAGAGAAGCGGCUCCUCAUUGCCGCGGCGCGCCAGCGCGCGUCGGAGCGGACGGAGCAGAAUGAGCGGGCGGCGGCGCGGUACGAGCUCGAGGUGAUGCGGCUGCGCAAGGAGGAAGCCGAGCUCAUCGAGGCGCUCGGGGCCUCGAGCGCGAAAAGGGAGGGGUGUGGCGCGCAGGAGCGGAGAGAGAAUAUGCACCCCCCGAGCGGGCCGGAGAGUCUGAGUGCGAACGAGUGA
Molecule: messenger RNA, 753 nt
Organism: Emiliania huxleyi CCMP1516
Lineage: Eukaryota; Haptophyta; Isochrysidales; Noelaerhabdaceae
Exons: 1
Coding region: 1-753 (250 amino acids)
Source: RefSeq, a predicted model, not a curated record